AUAUUGUAACAGCAGAGAUGUCAGUUGUAUUUCAUCCGCCAAUCAGUAAACACUUUUUUUUUUUGUACGAAAAUGAAAAAGUUUUUUUUAUUUUUAUUAUCAACUACUUGUUUUACGGUUAUUUUAUCUAGUGUAAUAAGACAAGACAUGGCAAUAGUACGUAUUUGUAACACUACAGAUCCCGUUGAUUUACGAGUAUUGAAUGAUUAUUUGAUGAAUCAUAAUUUAAAUCGCCUGCACAUAAAAUCACACCACCCACUUGCCUGUUUCCUACUCUGUGUGUACAGUGAAUUCAAUUGGAUGGAUCGUCAUGGGGGAUUCAAAGUUCAUAAUAUCAAGGCCUGGAUGCUAAGAGCUGAAUUAUCGGAAAAUGACACGGACAUUUUAUUGAGAAAGUGCAUUAGCUUAGAGUUAACAGAUCCUUGUACACGGGCGCAACAUUUCACUGAAUGUUUUUGGACAAAUCAUCAAGACGUAACGGUCGAUCAUAGACACUCAUUACACUCGAUAAUGCAUAAGGAUGUGCAUUAGGAUAAGAUAUAUAAUUAACUUAAUUAAAAAAAAAUUUUACCAGAACAAAUCAAAUAAAUUUAUUUGAUAAGGGAGAGGAUACCGUGAACGUGCGUUCCGAGUUUUUUUACCAUCGCACUGAUACAUAUUACGAAUUUUUUUAAUGUCCUUUUUACUGAAGCCUUCGCGCUGCCCCAAAGAUGGUUUUGAGGUGAAAAAUAUUUCAUCUAAUCCACUAAAUAUUCCACUGUUUGUUUCCUGUAAAAUAAAUAUACUUUUUAUAAACUAA
Molecule: messenger RNA, 799 nt
Organism: Microplitis mediator
Lineage: Eukaryota; Metazoa; Arthropoda; Insecta; Hymenoptera; Braconidae
Exons: 6
Coding region: 73-531 (152 amino acids)
Molecular function (GO): odorant binding
Source: RefSeq, a predicted model, not a curated record